AUGCCCGCAACGAAACUUGCUCGCAAGUCACUCUCGAAAGCAUCGAGCUCGUUUGAGAGCGAAGAAGAGACAAGCUGCGAGGACGAGGAUAGCUCCUGUGACUCUGACUUGCUCCAGUACGAGCAAGACGAUAGCAGGCAGGUUGAUGACACAUCACUAGAAGCUGCUGAGCAGGACGAUCUCUACAAUGGCAAGCACGUGUGGGAGGUAGAUGUGGGUGAAACUUACAACAAGCUCAAGGAGGAGGUGGAGGACACGUUCGUACGCGGGAGCUCAGGCAGACUACCUCGUCCUCAUCAGGCAGACUGUGUGACGAGGCUGAUCAUGGAGCUGCGGAUUGAUCAGAGGAGGAGCAGGGGGCGACCAGUGAACUAUCUCAUCCAGCACGCUACAGGAACAGGAAAGAGUCUCACCAUCUCCUCCCUCUGCCUCGCGCUGCUGCGGCUCCCUGACCAGGACUCUCCCUCCUCCUCCAUCGUUGGAUGGCUGCGAGCUGCGAGCUCCUCCCCCUCCCUCCCCUCCUCCACCUUCCACUAUACGUUCGUCAUCAUCCUUACCGACAGACUUCAGCUGGACCGUCAGCUCGGGGAUACGAUCGAGCUCUUCCUCCAGAGCAACGGACAUGGGCUGAUCCGGUGCCGGACGACGGGAGAGCUGGCAGAAGCGAUCCGGGACCCUUGGCACGGGGGGCCAAGAGCGAUUCUGAGCACUAUGCAGAAGUUUUCAGGGCUAGCAAAGACGCAGAGCAGGACGGUGGGGGAGGGGGAGGGGGAGGGAGGAGGGGAGGACAUACUGCAGGUGCUGGUGAAACGGCACAGGGUAGCGAUCAUAGCAGACGAGGCACAUCGCUCUCACGGGCAGAGGACGAGCCUCGCCAUGCACGAGAUGUUGGGGGGCCGUCGGGCUCAGAGUCCGAGCAUCAACUACUUCGGUUUCUCUGCUACCCCCUCGAGGACAGCACUCAAACUGUUUGGGAGGAGACGAGCUGGAGGAGGAGGAGGAGGUGGUGGUGGUGGUGGUGGUGGUGGUGGAGGAGGAGGAGGUGGUGGUGGAGGAGGAGGUGGAGGAGGGCUGGAGUACGCACCAGCUCACUGCUACAGCAUGCAGGAGGCGAUAGCCGAUGGGCAUGUGAUGAACCCGCUUGCAGACUACAUGUGCGUGAAAAUCAGCUCAGGGGCUGCGGAGAGGGAGAAGAGGCAGAAGGGCGGGAGAGCGGAGGAGAGGAGAAGUUCCAAGGCGCUAGUCUCCGCAAAGAGCGAGUAUAUCGUCAACGAUUUCCUGGCACGGAGAUCCGAGGUUGUGAGAAAGGAGCGAGCAGAGAGAAAGACAGGUAGAAGUGAUGGAAACAAAAAGACAAAGGAGAAGAUUGAUAGCAAGGGGACUGGGGAAGAGGAGGAGGAGGAGGGAGGUGGCGGCGGAGGAGGAGGAGGCGGAGAAGCAGGAGAAAGACCUUUCAAACCUCGAGCUAUGGUCGUGUGCAAGUCGAGGGCAGAUGUGGUUGCCUUCACUCUUUGCAUGAGAGAGUUGUGGAAGAAGAAAUGCAACCUUGAAGUGACAUCGCCGUCAACAAACUCUUGCGAUGAAGAGGUCACGGUGUAUGGAGCUUUCAGCGGUGAAGUCACGAGCAAGGUUUGGACGCAGCCUGCUGGGACGAAGAGGAAGAAGGAGGAGGAAGGGAGAGAGGAGGCUGUGUCAGAAGUUGGGCUGAACAGAUGGGAGGCGAGCUUGGAGGACGCUGAUAUCCUUGUGGUGUGCAACAAGCUCGAGACGGGGUUCGAUGAUCCACACCUCUGCUUCAUGUAUGUCGAUCGACUUCUGCAUGGCGCCAAGUGCGUUCAGAUUCUCUCGCGCAUCAACCGAAUUCACCCGCGGAAGAAAGGCAAACUAGACCUCUCAACUGCUGCAACUGCUCUCCCUUGUUCUUCUUCUCCUCCCCCUUGGCCCCCCCCACUUCUCGUCCUCGUCCUCGUCCUCGUCCUCGUCCUCGUCCUCGUCUACCUCGUCGUCCUCCAUUUCCAUCUUCUGCAUUCUCUCCCCCUCCUCUACACUUUCUUCGUCUCCUGCUCUUGGCUGAGCUUGCUAUCAGGGACUCGAGUCGUCGACUUUGUCAACUGCUCGGAGGCCAUACGAACUUCUUUCGCCGAGUUCUGGGGGGAGAGCAAGUUAGGAGGAGGAGAGGCAGCUGAGGAGGCGAGAGCCAACACUCUCCUUGACGCAAGCCUCAAUCGCUUGUUCUGUCUGCUCUCCUCCUCCUCCUCCUCCUCCUCCUCCUCCUCCUCCGCCUCCUCCUUCUUGUCAUCCAUUGGCGAUCUAACCCUCUCAGAAGCAACAGCUCGGCUCUCACAGACGUCGGAGGACGCGGCGCAGGCAGCGAGGGACCUGACUAUCUACCUCAACCUCUGUCAGCAGCUGAACUUGAGCAAGUACUGCAUGCCGCCAACGUUCGCAUCCUCUCUUCUUCAGAACCUGUCGAAGAAGAGCGCGAAGGGAGAGGAGAAGGGAGGGCAGGGGAGGAGCGUCAAGGGAGGAGGCAAAGAGGACAUUCAGUUCAGUCAGACUUACGUCGGGUCGAUAUCAGUCGAAGAGGAUGACGCGGUGCGGGCAGAUGUGUAUCGAGCGCGUUCUCUUGCGAGUGAGAGUGUCGUAGCCAUGACGUCCAACACAACCUUGAGACAAACGUCUUCCUCCUCUCCUGAUUCCCCCAAGAUUCUCUCCAUCCUACAGCGACUUGAUCUGCUCCCGAUGAGUAGAGACAUUCUCGUCGAGACUGGCAUCGGCAUCCUCCUCAAGAGUUUCCGUCGCCAUUCCGACCUGCAUGUAUCCAGCAUGAGCAAGGAGAUCAUUCAGCGCUGGAAAGCUCUCCUCUCUCCUACCUUCCCCAAGCAGCUGCCUCCCUCCUCCCUCACCCACGAAUGCGCUUCUCACCUCCUCCAAGCUGAAUCCCGAGAGAAAGUUGUCGUCAAGAUGCUCAACGCGCUCCUGCAAGACGAAGGAGCAGACAAGGGCACAGCAACCUCCAUUGCAAAGGAGAUAGAGUAUCAAGUCGCGUCCUCCUCCAUCUCCUCAGUUGCUGCUGGAGUGGGAGGAGGCGAUCGGGCACGAGCAUGGUACAACCAGAAAGUUCGUCAGCUACUUUUCAACCUCCGCGAUCCUCGAAACGACGCCUUAAGGAAGCAAGUUCUUUCCUCCGAGCUUCCUCCCUCUUCCCUCGUCGUGGCGGAUCCCGCCAAGCUCGCCAACUCUGACCUUGCUGCGUCCCGUGCCAAGUGA
This is a messenger RNA of Guillardia theta CCMP2712, 3270 nucleotides long. RefSeq lists its product as hypothetical. Bases 1 to 3270 code for a protein of 1089 amino acids. Gene Ontology annotation, biological process: DNA-templated transcription. The transcript is spliced from 6 exons. The record is from RefSeq and is a predicted model, not a curated record. Lineage: Eukaryota; Cryptophyceae; Pyrenomonadales; Geminigeraceae. Gene Ontology annotation, cellular component: nucleus.